Molecule: messenger RNA, 1113 nt
Organism: Frankliniella occidentalis (western flower thrips)
Lineage: Eukaryota; Metazoa; Arthropoda; Insecta; Thysanoptera; Thripidae
Exons: 4
Coding region: 1-1113 (370 amino acids)
Source: RefSeq, a predicted model, not a curated record
AUGACUUGUGAUGGAAAGACGCCACAAACUAAACCACUCUCAGACACUGUUUCUUCAUGCUUGCAAGUGUUCAUCAAGGCAAAAUACAACUCAGAUUCUUUUAAUUUUGACAAGACCCCCUUCAAGAGAUUUGUGAAUGGCAAGUUUUACAAGGCAAGGACUUGGGGCAGGAAAAACCGCCCUGAACUGGUGGAGCAGGGAUUAGUCAGGCCUAAGUUGAAAAAGAAUACUAAGAAGAAAACUGAUGACAAUGUUGACGGUGGUGGUGACAAUAAUGUAGCCACUAAAAAAACUGGAACUCCUGGAAAGAAGAAAAAAAAGAGUGAAAGCCGUAUGAAGCAUUCAAGUAAUCAUAAAGCCAAAUCUCAAUCACAACCCACCAAGCAUAAGGAGCCAGAUGUCAAGAUCAGUAACCGCAAACAAUCAUCUGAAACUGAUAGCCAAGGGAAGAAAGAAAAGAAGACUUCACUGCUUAAUACACACAAGCGUGACAGCAGACAGAGAGAUGACGAAAGGAGAAAUAACAGUCGGAGAGACGAUGAAAGAGGAAAUAGCAAACAUAGAGUCGAUGAGAGAGGAACUGGAAGACACGGAGACAGUGGAAGUGGUAAUGUCAGAAAAUUUCAGAAAGACGAUGGAAGAGAGAGAAGUUCUAAAGUAACAUAUGAAAACCGUGGUGAGGGCAGGAACUCAAGAGACAUUAGGAAGAGAUUUUCAGAUGAUCUUGUCCAUCAUCCAGACCAGGGCCAAAAGCGCCCAAAAUUCUCUGUUGUUUUAGAAGCUGCAAAGAAAAUGAAUGCAACUCAACCUAAGACUUCUACUCCCAAAUUUAAGAACGUACAUCAUGGCGCUGAUGGUUGGGUUACGGAGCAUAAUAUUACUAAGCAUUUUAAGUCAUCCAAAUCCAAUGGUGAUAGACGAGCAACACAAUUCCUUGACAGCGAAUUUGCAAGUCUUGAAGGCUCGGAGAGUGAAACUAGUCGCACUUCAAAUAAGCACAACAGUGACGAUGACUCUGGAAGUGAAAGAGGGAGCCAGAGUGGGAGUGGAAGUGAUAGUGAGAGUGGGAGUGGAAGUGGGGGUGGGAGUGGAAGUGAGGAUGAUACUGAUUGA